AUGACUUCCUAUCAAGAGUUAACGGCCGAAGGGGAGAGUAGCCCUCUGUUCACGGGCUGCUGCCGAGCAAAAGAGGUCAUAAACCGGGACCUGGACGGCAGGACUCAUCCUGAACUCGGCAGUCGUGAUGAGGAAGGGAAACUGGAGGUGGAAGUCGCCUCAGGAUUUAAUUCUCCGCAUCCCCGGUACUUAACUCUCUCCAACAGUUUGGCUCUGUGUACCUCUUUGGACAGCCCUCCUCCACCGUGUGAGACUCUCGAGGGCUUCUCGACACCGGCCUGCCCCCACUUGUCCCGUGUCCCCUGGCGGUGCAGGGCGCAGGGGCAGGGCUCUCCAGGACGCGGAUUCUGCGCCUCAAAUAACAACGAAACGCUACGAUCCGGCGUUGGGUCACUUACAGAGCAAAUUCAUAUAUACUCUCGAAAUGGCCCUGAGAUUCACGCCACCACGGGGAGUUCCGCUGGCUCGGACUGUAACGUAGCUUAUAUGGAUGUAAGCAGAAAAACUUUUGAGUGGAUGAGAGUGAAGAGGAGUCAGCACCGGCCGGCCAGGAUGCACAUGACCUGUGGGUUCAGUAUUGUUGGCUCGGGCCUCGGUGCUGUAGAGGCUGGGAGCAGCAGCAUCUGCACGGAUGGCCAUCCCACGGUGAACGGGACCCCAAGGACCAGCUUCAGCACCAAGCAGCUGACCGAGCUGGAGAAGGAGUUCCACUUCAACAAGUACCUGACGCGGGCCAGGCGGGUGGAGGUGGCCAGCGCCCUGCAGCUUAGCGAGACGCAGGUGAAAGUUUGGUUUCAGAACAGGCGCAUGAAGCAGAAGAAAUUACAGAGAGACGGAAUGCUCUGCGACCCGAUGCCCGCGGCGCUGCACUCACACGCCGACACUUUGGACACCUGCCCCUCUCCUUGACCGACAUCGCCAAAACACCUGCAUCUGAACUCCUGAACCGCAGGAGCUGCAUCACGCGUUACACAUGCAAGGGCGCCUGCCUGCAGAUGUUUUGAUUCCCGUUUGCAUCGGUUUCAAUUAGGCUUCACCUUUAUUUGCUUACCACGAUGGAUGCUUAUCGCAAGAAGCGCAAUGGCAAGUUUCUUCAUGCAAGAACGGGUCAAAACAAUUUGUCAUCCUCUCCCGGCUUCAGACUGGCGCUCUGAUUUGAAUAUUAAAAUUCAAGUCAUUGCAUCGCGCUCCAUAUCUAUACACAGUGUAAACAAGGAAACUAAAUUAUAUUAAUUGUCCAUAGAAACUUUGGUAGACUAUUUGUUUAUUUAUUUUGUACAAUUUAUCCAGGAACUGACUUUACUUAAAUAGUCAUUCAAUAGGACACGUGCCUCCUAGUUUUGUUUAAAAUAGUUAUUUGUUAUUUAUUAAAAGUCUACAUUUGAAAUGGUUUAUUCUAGUGACAGAAAGAAAAUACAUUAUUAGUAGCAUAAAUUUGACUAAUUAUUCCAACAGAUUAACAUACUGCUUUCUCAACCAAUUCAAGAUGCAGCAUUGCGGGGAUUUCUUUUUAUAUUUCUUUUAAAAAGCUGUUUGUCUCUGACACAUUUGAGGAAAUAUGCACCUGUUACAAACAUCUUUAACAUGUUAGCAGAUAAUUAUCAGGCUAAUUUAGCAGAGUUUUAAUGCUGCUUUAAUGUUGUGUAUUUUGUCCGGUUUUAAGGUGUUCAUCCACGGAUUAAAAUGUCAUAAUUGACUGAUAGAUUUAUUGACCGCUCGCAUUACGAGUAUUGAUCCGUGGUGAUCCAUCUAUUUGAGGCACAAAUCUAGGAGCAUUUGCGUGCGUCUGUAACUGCAUGUUAAUGGAAUGUGGAAACAUCACGAUCGGGAGUUGUUGCGUCUUUUAUUACCUCUAUAUACAUGCAUCAGAAAAUGACAAUUUAGCUUGAACACUCAUGCGGGAGAGCAGACAAUAAAACGCUUUCUUGGCUGUUUUGCAGAUCAACCAAUAAAUUGUUUGGUCCCAGCAGCUCGAGCUGCUAAAUAUUCCUUCCAGAUUCACAUCUCAUCUCAUAUCAAGUAAAUGAUUGUAAACUCGGCCCUUAAACACUGUUAUGUUCCCGGUAUGGCAAUGCGUUUCUGUCAUGAUAAUGUCUAUUCUAAUAUCAAGAUAUGAGGCCAUCGGCCACAUAUUCAUUCUAUGUAAGGGCAUAUUUUAGUUUAGCUUUAAUUAGCGGUUAUUGCACUGGAUAUGAAGGUUAGUAGAUGCAAAGCGGAUGUUAAUGACAAUAAAGGAAUUCAACUUAAAGCAUCUGGGUGUCGCUUAGAAAUAAACAGCGAGAAUCAAUCAGAAGAAUUAAUCUGGCUAAAGUGCGUUUUAAACCUUUAACAGGUGUCCUCAUUGGAAUUUGGCUUUUAAAUAAAAUAGCCUAAUAAAAAUCACUAAUACAAUUAGUAUUAGACAGUUGCACCCGCAGGAGUGGACAUGAAGUAGCCUAAAUGUAUGCAGUUACACCGAAGUUCACCUCUCACCUCUUGACCCCUCUUGCCUCGGGACAGCGAUGACCCGGUCAGCGGCUCAGAGAAUGAUGCGUAUUCAUUUGGGGGGUGACAUCGAAGUCUCUCUCUCUCUCUCUCUCUCUCUCUCUAUUUCUCUCUCUCUCUUUCUUUCUUUCUUUCUUUCUUUCUUUCUUUUUCUCUUUUCUCUUUUCCCCAACAUCUCGGAACGCUUUUGUUCUGGUGGUGGAUCCAUGUCCACCCAAUAAUAUUUCAUCCAGCUAAAUAGAGGGGCGACUAGGCCAUAUGAUAAUUGUUCAUAUUAUAAUUCCAUCCUAGGCUACAUAAAGCUCCACCUCCCCUACACCUAGAGCUAACCUAAUUUUUGCCCUAUCUCUUAUUUUAAUAAGCCAAAAAAUAUGCUCCUGGCUCACUUUAUAAACUGGAUGAAACUUUUCACCCAAUAUGUUUUGGGAUAUAAACUACAGACCUAUUUUUAAUAGCAAAGUUGAAAAAUUAAAGUUACUUGAGCAUGCUGAACACUUAAUACGAUUCCAUGUCUGAGCUAGUAUAAACAAAAUUUAGAACAACUAUUUAUAACAUGCAGGCUGCUUAUAUAUUUCAUAAAUAUCUGCUUGAAUAAUUUUUGAAGAAUUUACACAUUAAACACCUCCAAACAAUAUUUUUUUAAUAAUGUUCAUCUCAUUAAUAUUAACUGAAAGCUAGAAAGGAAUACAAGUUCAAACGUAAAGGUCUGCAGAGGAGCUUUUGACAGUGCAAACAUUUGAAAGUUUUAUUUGUAAUUGAUACAAAUGAUUUUACAUGGAAGGUAGACUAAAAAUGUGUUGAGCCCAAUUUAUUUGAAAUUUGCAUUUAAACAAAAUACACACCAUUAAGGUCGCCUUCUCUAAACAAAAUAGCACAAAGUGGAAUGUUUAACAAAACCUUCAAAUGUGUCCGUCUUUUUUAAUGCAAAUAAGUGUGCACUUGUGAAGGUUAUGAGGAUGACGAUGAGGUCAAUAAUGUUGAAACAAUGUGAUGAUAAAACUUGUGAAUGUAAAAAUGGCACCUCAUGUCCACUGCUCCUAUACUGAGAAGUGUGUUAAGUUGACCUUAUUAGAAACUCUUUUAUCAUCUUGUGCAAAUUUGUUCCCUUGCCACAGGGCUUCAAGUUACAGGUUGUAAUGUGCACAGAGGAUGCUUGCAGCAAGUAUGAACUCUUUGACUUUUUUUUUUAAUCCAAACUUACUUCAUCACAGUUUCUACUGUAUAAAAGAUUAACUUAGAAUUGUGCACUAAUUUAAAAUAGUAGAGAAAAUGUGUGGAGGAAAAAAACUUAAUGUGAGUUAUAGGGAUGAGGUGAAGGUGAAAAGAAGAGUUGAUUUGUUUUGGGUGAACUAUCACUUUAAUUUCAUUCCGUGGCAGCUUCAGCAUUUGCCUCUCAAUUGAUGAAAGGCGAACCGCAUUGUUUGUUCAGACCUGACAUUUAGUUCGAAAGCAUUUGAGUGUGACUCUACUCUGAUGAAUUUGUGCUCUUCUGUAAUUCCUUCCUGGAGAUGUACGAUUGGUUCACGAGACUGACAGCUGUGCUUCGUUUAUACACAAGCUAACACACAGUAAAUGGAAAGAAAAUAAAACCAAAAUAACUCAACUGGAAAUGUAUUACUGCCACAGGUUGUAACAGUGAUGACAUUAAACAAGUUGGGAUUUCUUCCCCUUUAUUUGUCUUUCCCCUUCCUGUACAGCAAUAAUUUCUCUAUUGAAAUUCAUUCCAAAAUCUAUUUUAUUUAACUAAUUUAUCUAAAUCAAUAAGAAACAUGUAUCAUAAUGAAGUAUAAUAGAUUACUUGUGCAUUACUAAUGUAAUGCAAAUACCUACAUUAUUUGUAAAAGUUAAGUAACCUGUUAUUAUUUUUUAAUAAAACACUGUGAUUGAGAUAUCAAACUCAUACAUAGUUCAUCAUGAAUGAGGCUAUUGACCAUCUUCUGUAUUGCCUUCUAUUGUAAGUUACACUGUAAACCCAGAUUUAGUUGUAAUUCAACUUUUAGUGGUACUCCUUAUUCUUUCAUGUUUUGUUAAAAAACAUAUUCAUUACUAAAUCACGUUAAUUGUUUGUAAUAAUCAGCUUAAGUAUUAAGUGCACAGAUCAUAUUAAGCAGAGAUAACUAAGGAUGUUUCUGUAUGGGAGGGGUGGGGUCAUUUGAACUGUUCUGUGCUGAAGCGAAUAUAUAUGUUCUGAAGGGUUUCUGUCCUGGUUAAAGUGUGUUUCAAUAAUGUUCUGUUAAUGAUUUGGGUGUGCAUUUAUGUUAUCUGGGUUUUAGUUUUGUAUGGCUGAUUUAGUGUUCAUGUUUAUCUAAAUUUAUUGUUGUACCAUGACCGAGACCUGGGUGGGGACUGAUGGGGUCUGGGCAGUAUUAAAAAGUCUCUCGGUACAUACAAA
Messenger RNA from Perca fluviatilis (European perch), 4876 nucleotides. RefSeq names its product homeobox C1a (gene hoxc1a). Gene Ontology annotation, molecular function: RNA polymerase II cis-regulatory region sequence-specific DNA binding; DNA-binding transcription factor activity, RNA polymerase II-specific. Gene Ontology annotation, biological process: regulation of transcription by RNA polymerase II. NCBI's taxonomy places the organism in Eukaryota, Metazoa, Chordata, Actinopteri, Perciformes, Percidae. Bases 1 to 909 code for a protein of 302 amino acids. Gene Ontology annotation, cellular component: nucleus. The record is from RefSeq and is a predicted model, not a curated record. The transcript has 2 exons.